Fonsecaea erecta is the source of this 1233-nucleotide messenger RNA. RefSeq lists its product as hypothetical. Gene Ontology annotation, molecular function: FAD binding. The transcript is spliced from 4 exons. NCBI's taxonomy places the organism in Eukaryota, Fungi, Ascomycota, Eurotiomycetes, Chaetothyriales, Herpotrichiellaceae. The coding region runs from base 1 to 1233 and encodes 410 amino acids. The record is from RefSeq and is a predicted model, not a curated record.
AUGGCUUCCACAACUCCCCUCAAUGUGAUUGUGAUAGGCGCAGGGUCUACCGGGCUGCUCCUGGCACAGGGUCUGAAACAGAAUGGCAUUCCCUGCACGGUCUAUGAGCGGGAGGACCACACCACCUAUCAGAACCGUGCUCGCGAGUGGGGGAUGACCUUGCACUGGGGAGCCGAGUUUCUCUCCAAGUUCGUCCCGCCCGAAUUGGCGGACCACAUCGACGCGAACAUCUGCUGUGACCCGUUCUUCAAGGGCAAGGUUACGUCGCUACCCAUCUACAAUGGCGCCACGGGCGAGAAGCUCUUUGAGAUGGAGGGCAUGGACCCCCGGCGAGUAUCCCGCAAGAAGCUGAGGACGUUUCUGAGCCAGGGCAUCGACGUCCAGUACGGGAAGAAGUUGGCGUCCGUCACCGUCGAUGCGGGUGAGUCGGUGACGGCCGUGUUCGACGACGGUACCAGUGCCUCUGGUUCUCUCCUGGUGGGCUGCGACGGGGCCCAUUCGACGGUGCGUAGGUUCCUCGUGGGCGACGAGCUGGCCAAGGAGGAAUACAUGGACAUCCAGAUGUUCAACGUCAGCUGCCGCUUCCCCAGGGAGACGGCCGAGUACCUGCGGUCGAUUCACCCGAUCUUCAAGCACAGCUACCACCCGGACAACUUCUCGUGGUGGAACUCGAUCCAGGACGUCAGCGACCCGGACCGGCCCGAGACGUGGCUUUUCCAGAACCUGCUGUCCUGGCCCGGGGCGCCACGGCCCGAGGACCUCCCGGACCAGGCGUCGCGGCUCCGGUUCUGGCGCGACCGCGUCGCCCGCUACGCCGAGCCCUGGGCCACCAUCGGCCAGCACCUCCCGGACGACCUGGUCUUCCCCACGGACCGCACUGUCGUGUGGAAGCCCGACAUGGACUGGACGCAGAGCCCGCUGUGGCCGCGGGUGACACUGGCGGGGGACGCGGCGCACGCCAUCCCGCCCUUCCGCGGCCAGGGCCUGAACAAUGCGCUGCAGGACGCGGCGAAGCUGGUCGACGAGCUCGGGGCCUUGCUCGCCGCCGGUACCAGACACUCCUUGCGCGAGGCCGUCGCCGCCUACGAGGCCGAGAUGAAGGAGCGCGCCCUGCUCGAGAUGAAGGUUAGCAUCCUCCAGGCCGAGACCGUGCACGACUGGGACAGGCUGAUGGAGGCGCCUAUGAUCAAGCACGGUAUGAACAAGUACAAGGAGGAUCAGGGCGCGGAAUAG